UUGGUCAUAGCCAAGGGUUGGUGAGACGUUGGUUUUUUGGUUCUAGAUUUUUGUUUGGUAGAAAGAGAACAAGAUCUCCAUAGCUAUGGAUACCACAAACAUCUUGUUUACUGUUGGUCGUGGGCGGAAGAUGGGUGCUUGGUCUUCGGUGGCCGAAUGUCGUGCACUCCUAACAGCGGGUGGAGAGUUUCCAGAACGGUGUUCAUGGCUGAGAUCGGAAGAUCAUGGGCGAACUUGGGAAUAAAGGCUGGAACAGAUCUGGAUUCGAGGUCAUCUGAGUUUGAUGAUGAAAGUAGAAGCUUGGCAGAGAACAUGAUGAAUUACAGGCAGGAUGAGAAAGAAGCUACAAUAUUGUUGGCUUGUCCCCCUCCUGAACUGCCACCAAGGAGUGCAGGAGAGCCUAUGGUUUGGAAGAAGACGAAUGACUUUGAUUUAAUUCCAUUUUAUUUUGUUUGUGUUUUUGUUUCGAAUUGCAUGUUUUGGUUGUCUUUUUAUUCCCUAGCAGAAAAACUCUAGAAUUUAAGACAUAUGACGAGAAGCCUGAUUUGCGUGUCAUUGACUCAGUUAAGCCCUUUAUAAGUCUGGUUCGAGGGCGGACGAUAAACAUAAGGCUUUUUGUUGUUUUGCGUCUUGUUUAAGUUUUGUAAUUUUAAUAUAAGCCGCUUU
Messenger RNA from Cuscuta epithymum, 666 nucleotides. Lineage: Eukaryota; Viridiplantae; Streptophyta; Magnoliopsida; Solanales; Convolvulaceae. The record is from the annotation of a GenBank genome assembly.